Mytilus californianus (California mussel) is the source of this 1717-nucleotide messenger RNA. RefSeq names its product beta-1,4-galactosyltransferase 6-like. Gene Ontology annotation, biological process: carbohydrate metabolic process. Lineage: Eukaryota; Metazoa; Mollusca; Bivalvia; Mytilida; Mytilidae. The coding region runs from base 244 to 1323 and encodes 359 amino acids. The record is from RefSeq and is a predicted model, not a curated record. The transcript has 9 exons. Gene Ontology annotation, molecular function: glycosyltransferase activity.
UUAAAAAACAGCUAUAACCUGUCAGCAACGGAUUUUGUUGUUCAAAAUACAAUUAUGUCUUAAAAUUUAACCAUCUUAUUGGUUUUAUGUAUUAUUAUAUAAUAACUUAUAGAACGGAAUACAAAAGGACAUGGGAGAGUGACAACGAUCUAAUGUGUACAUUGUAUUUGUUGUGAAUUUAGAAUUUGUCUAGUCGAUGAGGUCCAGCAGGAAACACUUUAUUGUGUGUUCAGAGUUUCCAAUAUGGGAUUGUCGGCAAAAAAGAUUGCUGGCAGUUGUGAAGGUACUUACAAUGCUUGUAUCAUCGGACUUUUGGUCUCUGCGACUCUUGUUUAUGCACUUAAUCUUAAGUUUUAUCAUUCAAUUUCAAAAAUACAUGGGAAUAUGAAGAAUCUGUCAGAUAUAAUACAACAAACAUUCAGUCAGACAGUUUCAAAAAGACUUAUAUGGACUCAACUAUUUCAUGACAGAAAUUUCACCAACACAUUAGAACGAUGUUCCUGGCCACCAAAAUAUUUACAUGGACGAGAAACGUUAAAUAGAACUGUUUUUGAUUUAGAAGACCUAAAUGAAGUUUUCACAUUUAUGAAAGAUGGACAUUAUAAACCGACAAACUGCACACCCAAGCAGAGAGUUGCAAUUAUUGUACCUUAUAGAGACAGAGAACCGCAGAUGAAAAUUUUCUUAAAUAAUGUGAUACCUAGGAUAUACAGACAACAGUUAGAAUUUGGUAUUUACAUUGUAGAGCAAACAUCUGGUGUUCCCUUUAACAGAGGUAUGCUGUCAAAUAUUGGAUUUAAAGAAGCCAUAUUAGAUAUGAAGUAUGACUGUAUAGUUAUACACGACCUAGACAUUUUACCAGAAGACGAUAGAAAUUUUUAUACGUGUGCCGACAAUCCUAUACAUAUGGCAGUCAAAGUUCAGCAAUUCAAAUAUAAUUUGCCAUACAAAGGUUUUGCUGGAGGCGUGACUACAUUUUCAAAACUUCAAUAUGAGAAAAUAAACGGAUUUUCUAACCAGUAUUUUGGAUGGGGAGGCGAGGACGACGAUUUGUUUACAAGAAUGAAGAAAAAUAAUUACAGUUUGAUUCGUCCAUUCGAAGAAUUUGGACACUGUGGAAGUAUCAAACACCAGCAAGCUAAUAAAAAGAAUGAUAGGUUGAAAAUACUGAAGUAUGCCCAUAAAAUAUGGCAGAGAGAUGGACUGAACAAUUUAAAGUACAACUUACUGAUUAAAAGAUUGAAACAGUUAUAUGUAUGGAUAUACGUAAAUAUAGAUAUGCUGAACGUCCGAAAGAGCCUUGAUAUCAAGUUAAACAUAUGAUUCUUCAGAUUCCAAGGAAUUAACGUUUUCACUUUGGAUGGCAACACUAGCAAAUAAAGAGAAAGACACAGAAACAGACUUGUGACAUGAAUGCUAAUUAUAAAAGAACCUACUUUUGUUAUAUUUAAAUAUGAUCAAAGGAGAUAUUUGCAAUAAAGUAGUACACGUUUUUAACUACACUUGUGUGUCUAGCAUUUAAGCAGCAUAUUCAAUUUGAAAAUAUAAAUGUUUUUCUACAAUUUUAACUGUAUCUUAUUCGCUUUGAUAUCUUUCAAUUUCUUUAUCGUUUAUUAGAUCUGAUAUGUUUAGUGAAUAAUAAUGUAUUAGUGAAAGGGUAAUGUGGACUGGAGAUACAUUCCAGUAAAUCGCAAUAGAGAUGAUACAGGAACUAGAA